AUGACGGACAACCCAGAACCCCAGCAGGAUCCCGGCUUGCCAGUGGCCAACCCCUGUGUAUCAUUUUGGCAGCAGACUACACGAUCCUUUCCAUACCUCAACCAUAACAAAAAUGAACCGGUUCCUGCAAAAUCCAAAUAUGUCGUCAUCGGCUCCGGUAUCUCCGGCGCGUUGACAACUUACGAGCUAAUCCAGGGAGGCGUUCCAGCUUCCGAUAUAAUCAUCCUCGAAGCUCGCGAAGCAGCCAGCGGAGCGAGUUCAAGAAAUGCAGGACACGUGAGACCAGACGCCUUCCGCGGCUUCCAAGUCUACUCACAACUGCACGGCAAAGAGCAAGCGCUCAAGAUCAUCGCGAACGAAAAACUCGUGUUCGAGCGCGUGAGGGACUUCACGCAGCGCCACAACGUGCCGUGCGACUUCAACCCCACGACCACCUUCGACGUGUGCAUGACGCCCGAGUUCGCGGCCUUCAACGCGCGCAGCCUCGCGCUGUACCGGCAGGCCGGCGGCGACGUGUCGCACAUCCGGUUCCUCGAGGGCGAGGACGCGGCGCGCGCGACCCGCGUCGAGGGUGCCGUCGCCGCGUACGAGUGGCCCGCUGGCUCGAGCCACCCCGCCAAGCUGGCGCAGUGGUUGCUCGCGCAGUCUGUGAGUAAGGGGGUUAGGCUUUAUACCCAUUGUCCGGCAACCUCUGUGGUUAAGGCCGCGGCUACGACUUCGACGGCGGAGGAUGGAGGGGUGGGAUGGGAUGUGGGUACGCCGCGAGGCACGACGAGGGCGAAGGUCGUGGUGCAUUGCACGAACGCGUUUGCGCCGCAUCUGCUGCCGCAAUUAAGUAGCUUCGUGACGCCGAACCGCGCGCAGGCGCACGCCUUCGUGCCGCCGCCGUCUUUCAGCGGAGACCAGAUGCUCCCGAGCACGAUGUCCCUGCGCCACUCGCUCAAGCACUUCUACUCUGUGGCGCAGCGGCGGCCGGACGGGAUUAUCAUCCUAGGCGCGCCGAUUGCGAAUCCGAAGAUUAGCGCCGAGGCGGCGGCCGCGCGCUUGACGACUGAUGAUAGCGUGUUUAAUGAGGAGGUAAGGGUGGACUGUGUUCGGAACUUCGAGACGACGUUCCCGGAGUGCGAGGAGGGGAGUUUGAGGCAUGGGGAGGGGCUCCUGCAUACGUGGACUGGGAUCGUGGGGAUGACGACGGACUCGGUGCCGUUCGUGGGCAAGAUUGAGAGUUUGCCGGGGCAGUGGAUUUGUGCUGGGUUUAAUGGGCAUGGUAUGGCGAGGAUUUUCACGUGUGCCCCUGGAGUCGCGAAGCUCAUCCUCGGAGGUUCGUGGGCGGAUACCGGGCUUCCUGAGUGUUUCGAGAUAACACAAGAACGCAUAGAGAAACUCCAAAAAGGAGUUGCUGGGUCUGUUUUCUAG
Messenger RNA from Annulohypoxylon truncatum, 1416 nucleotides. Its product is annotated as FAD dependent oxidoreductase. Gene Ontology annotation, molecular function: oxidoreductase activity. The coding region runs from base 1 to 1416 and encodes 471 amino acids. The record is from RefSeq and is a predicted model, not a curated record. The transcript has 3 exons. Lineage: Eukaryota; Fungi; Ascomycota; Sordariomycetes; Xylariales; Hypoxylaceae. Gene Ontology annotation, cellular component: cytoplasm.